AUGACCCCGCCGGAACCUCAACCCACCGAGACCGUGAUUCGCUUCAAGAACGAGUUUGGAGAGACGCUCGUGGGCUGGCUUCUGGACGCUGGUUCCAAAGAUAACACCGUGAUCCUGUGCCAUGGGUACAUGUCCAACGCGACCCACUGCCACUUCCAGCGCCUGGCGGCCGCCCUCGCCAGAGCCGGGGUGUCCUCCUUCCGCUUCGACCACGCCAUGGCCGUGGACGGCUCGAGCGAGCGGCGCCGGUCUUUCCUAAUGGGCAAUCACGCCCAGGAGGUUGAUGAGAUCCAGGCGGCCAUGGACGCCCUUAAAGGCGCCGGAUACACCACUUGCGUCGUGCUGGGCCACAGCAAGGGCGGCCUGAACGCGUUCAUGUUUGGCGCCCAGGUGGCCAGCCCGCCGCCGCUCGUCGUCUCGCUGGCCGGCCGCUUCAAGCCGCGGGACGGAGUGCUACAGCGCUUUGGGCCCAACAUCCUGGAUCAAUUGGUUGCCAGCCCCGCCAUGCCCAGGAAGGAGGCAAACGGCAUGGAGUGGGUACUCACCCUCGAGGAUGUCGAGGAGCGGGUGAACAUCGACGUGGAGGCCCUCGCCACGCGCUGGCCGGCCGGCACCCGGUUGGUGCUCAUCCACGGCCGGGAGGACACCACGAUCCCGUGGCAGGAGGCGGAGUACCUGGGCGGGCUCCUGCCCCACGCCAGGACAGUCUACAUCCCUGGGGCCAACCACAACUUCACCGACCACGCCGCAGAGCUGGAGGGCGCUGUUCUGGAGGCCGUCCUGGGCGCGGCCGCCUGA
Auxenochlorella protothecoides is the source of this 798-nucleotide messenger RNA. RefSeq lists its product as hypothetical. The record is from RefSeq and is a predicted model, not a curated record. The transcript has 4 exons. NCBI's taxonomy places the organism in Eukaryota, Viridiplantae, Chlorophyta, Trebouxiophyceae, Chlorellales, Chlorellaceae. The coding region runs from base 1 to 798 and encodes 265 amino acids.